AUGUCCCAGCGGAGCACAGCCUGGGCAGCUGUAAUCGAGCUCUUCAAGCUUGCCGCUUUAAUUUACAUGAAAAGGGCAUCGCGGAACUUUUCAGGCAUCUCCCCUCAGAUUGACGUAAUGGUGGAGAGGGCGUAUCUACUUUUAGAUGACCUGGAGGCCUUUCAUCCGGCCUUCCCACUGUUCAUUAUUGGAUGCGAGGCUCGUAAAGAUGAGCAGAGAAAGAAAAUUCUCGAGCAUAUUGGCAGAGCAAGGAAAACCUCGAGUUUGAGGAGCUUGCAUGACCUACAAAACAUUCUCCAGCAGAUUUGGGUCCAGCACGACCUUGCUGUUGAUUAUGAUAUGGAUUAUUUGAAUACGCUGGACGCCGUCAUAACUUCUUACCGGAUUAUGCCGAGUUUUGUUUAG
Molecule: messenger RNA, 405 nt
Organism: Sporothrix schenckii 1099-18
Lineage: Eukaryota; Fungi; Ascomycota; Sordariomycetes; Ophiostomatales; Ophiostomataceae
Exons: 1
Coding region: 1-405 (134 amino acids)
Source: RefSeq, a predicted model, not a curated record